UCUGCUGAACAGUGUAAACCACGCCCAGGGCGGCUCAUUCAUCACAGACCCGUUCCUGUUCCCAUACCAUGACAUCGUUCAGCCAGGACCUGGUGGUAUGGCAGCCACUGGUAGUGCUACGUUCACCCUUCCAGUGGAUCUGCAAUCCUCGUCAAGUGUUGAGGCAGCAAGAGGAUGUUAUACCUCGUCAGAAACGGCCUCCACCACUGCCACGUUUCCCCCUUCCACGAGUAGAGGUAGAAGCAAAUGUAAAGACAAGGCAGAGGUCAAGGGGAAGGGCGAGAGUCUUCAGGUUACGCGGACUCGACGCCGCCGCCGAGUCUCAGAGUCGUAUUUUACCCCCUUUGGAAGUCCUGCAUCCCAGUCACUGGAUAGGUCUCCAACCCAAGGAUCUUUCGGGAGACACAACUCUCACGGGCGUGGCAUGAAAGGCGAAAACACCGAGGUGGAAAAGGGAGUGAAGCCACGCGGCAAACGCGUUGGACCUCUUCGCGAGGGUAACCGUGAGCUCGCGACGAAACGAAGGAACGACCGGACCGUGUGUAUUGGCUGCAAGAUGGCCAAAGUUAUGUGUGCUGGUCGAGAAAAUGGAGGAGUCUGUGAGCGGUGCGCCAGCAGCCACAGUAGUGCUCCCAAGCCGUUUGUGUGCGCUCCAGCCAGCUUCUUUGAGCUUGUUCAGCAAGGUAGCACGGCUUUGCUCGCUCUCCACGUCAUCUAUCCUGUCAACCACUCUACCGGCCUUCGUGAGCCAAUGAGCCUUCCUGCGGAGAUUCACAUUCGAGAUAUGCUCCGCUUCAUUGAAGGCCUGCAACGAACCCACGAAAGGAUCCGUGCCUACGCUGGGCGUACCAUGCUCUAUGAGCUCGAUCUGCGUGCUUGCUGGACAUACGUUAACUCAACAUGCUCUCCCCAUUCUCAUCCUUUCCAACAAUUCAUUGACGGCCUCAAGGUGCAAAAGCAAGACGGUUGGAAGGCAUGCAUCAGAGACGGCCACGGUCGGCCCAUGAACGGCAACCUGUGCGACGCGCUCCUCGCGCUGGACGACAUGGCUCCCUGGGUCAGGUACACUUUGGUGUCCAAGGACCCCAGCACUCACUUUGUUGCCCCGAAUGGUGGCAAAGAGACGUUUCUCACGCCAGGCGAGCCAUACCAUCGGCAGGUGAUUAUUGUGGCAGCUCAGUUGUCCCGGAUUAUCGGACGCAAGCUGGAGCUUCAGUUUUACGACCAUCUCAAGAAAGUCCUCGGCAACCCGAACAUCUGCCGCGAGCUAGUCCUCGAUGUCGGCCGCACGCUUCUGUCCCUGCGUCGGCGUCUGGGACAAUGGGAGGAGACGUGUGCAGCCGCGUCCGUCUGCGUCACACCAGAGCCUGGGCUACGCGCGCUUGAAGACGUCACGGGCAGCAGUGCACCUGUCAACCGUGUGAGCCGUAUCAAAAACCUGUGCCAGGUGCUGUAUGUGUACUUUUGCUACAUGAGACGACGGCUGCCCCCCGACGAACAGGAAGGCAUGCGAACCAUGCGGGUGUGGUACCCUGACCGCACGCAAGCAGUCGAGGAGAGCUUUCCGCAGUAUGAGAGCAUCGAAGGGUUCGAGGAUUGGCUGCAGUUCAAGGAGCGGCCAAUGGCUGACGCGAACAUGGGGCUUGAUUAA
Messenger RNA from Trichoderma reesei QM6a, 1651 nucleotides. RefSeq lists its product as uncharacterized. The transcript has 3 exons. The record is from RefSeq and is a predicted model, not a curated record. Lineage: Eukaryota; Fungi; Ascomycota; Sordariomycetes; Hypocreales; Hypocreaceae. The coding region runs from base 98 to 1651 and encodes 517 amino acids.